UUGUGGGGGUGAUGUUAGAGGAGAGGAAGAGAGCAAAUGGGGAAGCCCUCUCUCUCACUACGACUGACAAUCUUCCUCUCCCUCUCUCUCACUGCUUCCUACUCCAUCUCAGCCUCUUCAUCUUCCCCAAUCUUUCCACGACGAUCUUCUCCAAACCCUUCUCUCAAAGCCACUCCUUCGGACCUGCUCUCUCUGCUGGGCCCCAAGUCCCACUCUUCGUCCGUUGACCCCAUUGUUGCCCAAGAACUCACUUCCUGCUUCAGAUUCCUCGUACCCUUUUCGCCAAUUGCCAAGAAAAAUUGCCCGCCAAGUUAUUUGAAUCGGAAAUUCUUGAGCUUGAAGCAAAAGGGUGGUGAUUUGUGUCAGCGGGAGGAGAAUGAGCUCGUUUGGUGGCCGCCUCGGCCGGUUUUGGAGCUGGCUCGCCUGGCUGUUGACUCCGGCGGAGACCCGGCUGCGAUUCAACGCGCUUUGGAUCCGACUAUGGUCACUGUGCCUGAUGUUGAAGGAUCGAAAGAGGACAGAUGCGAGCUUACUAGAACUCCGUAUGGGAGACGAUUCAUAAGUGAGGAGUUGAAUUCAUAUCUUGAAUUUUUGUUUGAACUUAUUCUUGCUCGGGGUCCCGAUAUUGGAUUGAACGUGUCGUUGAGUCGCUAUGAUUUAUUCCAUGGACACCUUUUUCUUGCCAUAGACAGUGGAAGACUUGGUAUAUUGUUCCAUGCUAAAGAAUACCCUGCAUAUGACAAGGAAGUAUUUCCAUACAACAUGGGAUACUGUCAAGUAGGGUCGAAUGUGACUUAUGAUGAUUCAAUGAACUUGCGAAACAUCCUCUGGCUUGCUCCAUUGCCAAGCGAUUCAACUAAAGCUUGGGCAGCACCAGGUGUCCUUGUAGCGCUGGAUGCCCGUCCAGAUGGAAUCAUAUAUAGAGAUCUCAUACCCGAAUAUGUAAAUAUUGCAAGGACUAUAUACGAAGACGAUCUUGGGGAAGUUGCAGUUGAUGUGAACUACUUGGAUGUUGGGAAUGCGGGGUCAAAGUUUAAAAUUUUUAUUUGCUGAUGCUCGUUUCAAGGUUCAUGCCAUAUCCUUUCCCAUCAUCGACUAGUCUAUUACGCAACAACGCCAAGUAACCAUGUACAGAAUCUCUCUUCGUUUGUACCUAUUAGUCUAUAAGUUUUCCUUGGUCGUUUUCUGUUCAUCCAGAUUGAUGAAAUGAGCUUCUAGUUUCCUUUCGGGCCAGUUGCAGAUUAUGUAUCAAGGGUGAUCCUCAAACGAGAGAGGGGCGAUGUAUGCUGGCCAGGAUGAUUCCUUUGGUGCUUGCAGAAAGUAGGAUCCGGGAAUGCGAAAGAGAUUGCUUUGGUUUAUUCUGGUGGCAGAUUGCGAGGCAAGCAAACCGAUUUCGCGAGGGAUGUGAUCGGCAAAGAAUGUGUAUUACUAUUUAAUUGCUUGUUUAACAAGACAUUCGGGGGGCCAUGAAUGAAAUCACUUCAAGUAUUUGUUAGCAAACAUUGUCCCUCACCGAUGUGGGACAACUCUCAACAUUUGUUACGAGGUUGAAACUUGGAAUUGAAUGAUAAAUUAGAGUUAUCUGCAUUGUUGGACAAUUACAUUGCAAACUGUUUUGGAGUUUUAA
This is a messenger RNA of Malus domestica (apple), 1627 nucleotides long. NCBI's taxonomy places the organism in Eukaryota, Viridiplantae, Streptophyta, Magnoliopsida, Rosales, Rosaceae. The record is from RefSeq and is a predicted model, not a curated record.